AGAAGAUCUCUCAAUAUAUCGACUUGCUAAAUUGACAGAGCAAUUCGGGAAAAAAAUGCAAAAAGAGGAACAAUAUCGUUUGGAAAUAAGAGAAUUUAUAUUUCAAAAUAAUGUACCUCGUGGACUUCCUUUAUACAUGCAUAUUGUUGGAUCAUCAGCUGAAAGUAUACAAAUUUUUAACCCUUUCCCUGACCAAACCGACAUUGAUAUCAUGCUUGAAUGUUCCUGGUUCCAAGCUUAUGAAAGAAGAACAAUUUCUGGAAAGAAAAAUCAAAUGAUUUUUAGAAUGGAUUGCAAAGGUGCGGUUCCAGGUUAUGCUUUCUUAAAUCUUCAAAUCUUUGAUGACGUAACAAACACGACGGAUGAAAUAAGUUUCCCCUCUUCAGACAUCCUAACACUGAUCUCUUCAUUAAUGAACAUUGAUUUACCCAUGCAAAAGUUUUUCGGUCUUAUUGAGGCGCCUCGUAUAUCCAAUGGAUACUUGAACGGACCGUCCUUAGCAAUGGGGAUUUUGACACAAGGAAAUGAUCUCACCAGUUCUUUCCCAUCAUUCAUUACGUCUUGCGACCGGGUUUUUGCAAUAAAGUGUGAUGAAUGGCCAAAGAUCGCUGAUGAAUGGAUGCAAAGAGAAAGACGCUAUAGCUGGCCUUCAGGAGAAAUAAUUGAAAAAGCUAUAGAAUUAGGCUGCCAUUUAGUACCUGUCGGCAAAGAUGACAAAUGUGAGUGGCGAAUUUCGUUUGUGUUAGCUGAAAAACUUCUGGUUCGAAACAUGAAUCCAAUGCAACAUUUUGUGUAUUCAUUUCUCAAAUCCAUUAAAGAGGAGAUUUUUUCAUCAGUCACGUCCGGAAUUAGUUCGUAUGUACUAAAAACAGUACUAUUCUGGGUAUCAGAGGAGAAUGAUGUGUCAAAGUGGCGACCCUCUACUGUACUUCAACAUGUUCGCGUAUGCUUCUUAAAGCUUACCGAGUUCUUAUGCUCCGGAAGAUGUCCACACUACUUCAUGAAAUCUUGCAAUUUGUUUUACAAAAAAAUUACCCCUGUCGAAAUUACCAAGCUUAUUGCUAAAUUGACAAAAAUGACAGAUUCUGGGAAUUUUAAAUCAGAUAUAAUCAAUUUAAAAUCUGUAAAACUUCUUUGCAAAUACAUGUUUUUACAAAAUAUGCGAACAAUGAGGUCCGUCGUGACCUUUUUGGAAAUAUGGUCUCAAUCCUACGGAAAGUACCUAUUACGAUUAUCCAAUGAACUUACCUCAACCUUUGUCGAAAAACUGUUCAAUAACAAAGACUUAGAUCGUCCAGAGCAUAUGAUGAUGACAAUUGCUAAUGUACUGACAAAAGUAAAAAGAGAAGACAGUGUUUUACAUGUAUCCGUGUCAUUUAGAGAUACUCUUAUAGGGGUUUUAUCCUGUAUGCAAAUUCGUGCAAAAUGUGCAUAUGAGUUUCAGACAUUGACUGGACCCAGUAGUGACAAAUCAAUUGACGAAAAAAUUCAAUUUGUGAGUCACUUAAUUAAGAAAUCAAAAUUGCAAGUCGAAACAUUGUGUCCUGGAGACCUAACACAAAUAGCUCACACGUUCUUUUCCCUUGGUUGCUAUGAAGACUGUUUAAAGAUUGUAUCUCCUAUGUUAGAAAAGUUGAAAACAAAAUUCCAGCCAGGGUUUGGUUCUGUUAUGUCUUUAAUUCAAGUUCAUUUAUCAAUAAUGAUGUCUAAGAAAAAUGACGUAACGUUUGCGUCUCCCUUACGUCCUAUUUUACAUACAGAGUUCUUUCCCUUUGAAGUGCAGAUGUUAACAAAGGACUUAAAAUUAGAAAUAGUGACUUUAGAGAUGCAGAAUGAAAUUCUUAGGAAGAGCCUGCCGAUACCAAUAGUUUUUCCUGCAAUGCAAGUAAAACUGAAAGUUAACUCUCUGGUAUACUCUUUAUACUUGAAAUUUCAAUGCUAUCGAUCUCUUGGGAGCCGUACUGGAUCGUGCUCUGCAUUGGAGGAUUUCAAAAAUGCAUCCUCGGGAAUCUUUGAUAAUGCAAUAUCCUUUAAUCUUCUAGGAUGUUGCUUGAAAGAAAAUGGACAACUGGAGGAGGGAAUUCGAAUUUUCGGACGCUCGGUUUAUAAAAACAGAGAAUUACUGGGAACAAAGUAUCAAAUCGCGAUAUUACUCAAACAUGCUUUUAAGUCUUAAAUUUUUUGUUUGAAUUCCUUGAGUACUAAUUGUGUACAAAACUAUACCAUGUACAAACAUAUUAAGUUUAUUUAAAAUACAUGAAAUAUAUAAUUGUAAGGUUAAGUGCCAUUCGCGGUAUACCCGGAACGGCCAUUAUUAUGCUUAUCAUAAGUACAUGUAAUAUUAUGCUUUCAUGUUGCUUGCUGCUGCUGCUUGUUAUAAUUUUGGGUCGCCCUUUACGCUUAGUGACCCUUUGCUGCUUUUACAUAUGCCAC
Saccostrea cuccullata (small rock oyster) is the source of this 2433-nucleotide messenger RNA. RefSeq lists its product as uncharacterized. The transcript has a single exon. NCBI's taxonomy places the organism in Eukaryota, Metazoa, Mollusca, Bivalvia, Ostreida, Ostreidae. Bases 56 to 2176 code for a protein of 706 amino acids. The record is from RefSeq and is a predicted model, not a curated record.